Molecule: messenger RNA, 1038 nt
Organism: Gryllus bimaculatus (two-spotted cricket)
Lineage: Eukaryota; Metazoa; Arthropoda; Insecta; Orthoptera; Gryllidae
Source: the annotation of a GenBank genome assembly
AUGACGACGGUGGUUGUGUUGGCAGGGCUGGCUGCAGCGGCGGCGGCGGCGACAGCGGGGCCCGGGGCCGCCCCCGGGCGAGGGCGAACGGCGCGCGGCGGCCCCGGCGGCGGAGGCGGCGGCGGUGGCGGAGGAAGCGAGGGCGAGGGCGAGGGCGGCGGCGAGAACGGCGGCGCCCCCGAGCCCUCCGCCCCCGGCAAGACGACGAGCAACGGAGCUGGUAAACAAAAUGGAGUAUUGGGCAUGUGUCUGGUGAGCGUGGGCGUGUCCGCAGGAGAGUUGCAGGUGCGCCUCUCGCCGUCGGGGGCGUGCGAGUCGCUGCUGGUGAACCCCGACGCCGCGACCGUCCCCAGCGCUGGCGGCGCGCACGCCUCCGCCUCCGCCGUCACCACCCGCGCCGCCCCCACGGACACGCGCGAGACGUGGACGUCGGGCGCAGACUUCCUGCUCUCCAUCAUCGGCUUCGCGGUCGACCUGGCCAACGUCUGGCGCUUCCCCUACCUCUGCUACAAGAACGGCGGCGGUGUGGGGUUCUGCGCGGUGCUGGUGGCCUUCUACGUGAGCUUCUACUACAACGUGAUCAUCGGCUGGGCGCUGUACUUCCUGGUGGCGUCGGCGACGCCCGAGCUGCCCUGGCUGCACUGCAACAACACCCGCGCGGUGCUCCAAAUGCAGUACAGCGACGGGCUGCACGCGAUGGGCGUCCCGCGCUGGCAGCUGGUGCUCUGCCUGCUGCUCGUCUACUCCAUGCUCUACCUCUCGCUCUUCAAGGGCGUCAAGUCCUCAGAUAUACCUUCAUCGAGCAAGGUGGUGUGGGCGACGGCCACCAUGCCCUACGUGGUGCUGUCCAUCCUGCUGGUGCGGGGCCUCAUGCUGCCGGGCGCCGGGGCAGGCAUCAUCUACUACCUGAAGCCGGAGCUGACGCGCCUCGCCGACACGGAGUCAAAGGCAACAAGUAAACAAACAACAAGAGCAUUCAAGCGCUUUAGAAUUACUGCAAUUUGGCUUUUCAGCGUUCAAAGAACUGCUACUACCUAG